Lucilia cuprina (Australian sheep blowfly) is the source of this 2910-nucleotide messenger RNA. RefSeq lists its product as uncharacterized. The transcript is spliced from 3 exons. The record is from RefSeq and is a predicted model, not a curated record. The coding region runs from base 1 to 2910 and encodes 969 amino acids. Lineage: Eukaryota; Metazoa; Arthropoda; Insecta; Diptera; Calliphoridae.
AUGUCUAAACCUUCUGCAACUACCUUGAGGAGUAUGAUUGAUACUGUUUCUGCCAUUUAUGGCUCACUUUUAUCAAUCGGCGAUGAUAAGGCAAUUACUAAUGCAAUUAUAAUUCACUUAGUAAUGACUAAAGUAGAUCCAAUCACUAGAUCAAAAUGGAAAGAGCAAUUUGAUUAUGAAAAGUUGCCCUUAUGGAGUGAUUCACCACAUUAUUUAGCAAAUUGUCCUUCAUUCUCUGCAGUGCCAGUGCAACAGAGAUUUGAUUUUGUCAAAGGUGUUCCCGCUUGUAUAAAUUGUUUUAAAAAAGGACAUACUGUAACGAAAUGCAAAGCAUCGAGAUGUCGUGUUUGUAAUCGAUCACAUCACACAUUAUUACACAUAUAUGCUACAAAUAAUGUCCAACCAGAAAAUGUUGAAAGUUCUGAUCCUAAUGGAGCUUCAACUUCAAGAGCUUUUGUAAACCAUUCAUCUUCGGCAAAAGAUAAUGUAAUUUUAGCAACGGCUUUAGUUCGGAUCAAAAAUAAAUCAGGUCAAUAUGUUUUAGCUAGAGCUCUUUUGGAUUCAGGUUCACAAAUAAAUUUUGUUACUGAGGAAUUAUCUCAGCGACUACAAUUACAGAAACAGGAAAGAAAUCUCAGCCUUAUUGGUAUUGGCAGAACGAAUUCUUCUGCAAAAUAUAAACUUCAGGCUACAGUGAAAUCUCGAAUGAAUUCGCAUGAAUUUUCGGCAGAAUUUUGGGUUCUUCGAUCGAUUUCCAACUAUCAACCAGAUCAUAUAAUUUCUACAUCUGAUUGGAAUUUGCCAGGGAAUAUAGAAUUAGCUGAUCCAUAUUUUAAUAGACCGCAAAGAAUUGAUAUGUUGAUCGGCGCUGAGAUUUUCUUCGAACUGCUAUGCGUUGGUCAAAUAAAACUAAAUCCAAAUAUCCCAACACUUCAGAAAACACUUUUAGGAUGGAUAGUUUCGGGAAAAUAUAAAGAAGUGAAGCAUUUUAUUAAGAAUUUAUGCCAUUUAAGUACUCUGAAUGAAAACGAAGAUUCAUUAGAUUCAAUAGUUCGUAGAUUUUGGGAAUUAGAAGAAAUUCCUAGAGAGGCAAAUGUUUUAUCAUUAGAACAGCAAGAAUGUGAGAAAAGCUUUAUGAAAUCUGUUCAGCGAAUGCCGUCGGGCAGAUUUAAAGUGGCGCUACCUUUUAAAGCGAAUCCAAACACACUGGGUCUCUCUUUUGAAACAGCUAAGAGAAGAUUCUUAUCGUUAGAACGUCGGCUGUCAAAAGAACCACAAACAAAAGAGAUGUACAAUUCUUUCAUGAAAGAGUACAUUAAUUUGGGUCAUAUGUCUAUUGCAGAUAAUAAAGUACCCGCGGGUUCUCACUACUUUAUUCCACAUCAAUGUGUAUUACGCCCGCAAAGUUCUACUACAAAACUUCGGGUAGUUUUCGACGCCUCUUGUAAAACAUCUACACAACUCUCUCUCAAUGAUCUACUAAUGAUCGGUCCUACGAUUCAAGAGGAGUUGUAUUCAACACUUCUUCGUUUUCUAAUGCAUAAAUAUGCUAUUACAGCUGACAUUGAGAAUAUGUACCGUCAGGUUUUAAUUUACGAGGCUGACAGAAAUUAUCAACUAAUAUUAUGGCGUGAAGAUCAGUCUCGAAGUCUUGAGAUAUAUAAACUAAACACAGUGACUUAUGGUACAUCGUCAGCUCCGUUUUUGGCAAUACGUUGCCUUACGUAUUUGAGCGAAUUAUUUGAGAAAUCUUUGCCAAUUGGUUCUAAAGUUGUAAAGAGAGACUUUUAUGUAAUAAGAUCCCAAGUCACACAAAUUUUACAAUCGGCAGGUUUUAAUCUUACGAAAUGGUUUUCUAAUUGUUAUAGUCAAAAUUCGAUAACUAUUCAAAAAUCAGUACAAAUAAAUCAGGACUUUACUAAAACCUUAGGCACUUAUUGGAUUCCGAAGAGUGACGUAUUUAAAUACCAUUUGGAUGAUUGUUUUAUAAACUUGAAAGCUACAAAACGAAAUAUUUUGUCAGUUUCGGCAAGACUAUUCGAUCCACUCGGACUUUUGUGCCCAUUGAUUAUCAAGGCAAAAGUUCUUCUUCAAGAACUAUGGCUAAUGCAGCUAGAUUGGGAUGAGUCUAUUCCUACACGCCUUGAUACUUCUUGGACCAGUUUUAAAGCCAAUUUAUUAAAAAUUUAUAUAAUAGAAAUCCCUAGAUUUGUUUUGACAACAUCUAAUGCUGAAUGUCAAAUUCAUGGGUUUUCUGAUGCCUCUAUGCGAGCUUAUGGCUGUUGCAUUUAUAUCCGGAGUAGAGCUUCUGGUAAAACUUCUUGUCGAUUACUAACGGCCAAAUCAAAAGUUGAUCCUCUGAAGACCAAGUCUCUACCAAGACUUGAACUAUGCGCAGCACAUUUAUUAACCAAGUUAUGGUCCAAAAUAAAGCAUACUGUAUUAUUUAAAGUGGAAAACGUAACAUUUUGGACUGAUUCAGAAAUUACGUUGCAUUGGAUUCAAACUCAUCCUUCUACUCUGGCAACAUUCGUAUCAAAUCGAGUUUCAGAAAUACAAGAACUAUCAGACCAAGCCACAUGGCGUCAUGUUCCAACUAAAGAAAAUCCGGCUGAUAUUGUUUCUAGAGGAUGUAAUGUCGAAGAAUUAGUUGACUCUAUUUGGUUUAAUGGCCCAAAGUUUCUACUCGAUGAGUGUAAUACGUGGCCAAUAAAUGACCAUUUCGAUUUAACUCCCGAACAAGAGUCACUUGAAAAAAGGAAAACUAAUGUGUUGUUGGCUGUAGAAGAAAACGAAACUAAUCAUAUUACAUCUUUGAUUACAAAUGUCAUACGGGAAAAACAGUCAGGUGUGAUAGCAAAUGUUAUUAAUCGUAUGUAUAUGGAUAAAAAAGUGACAGUACGUAUGUAA